Molecule: messenger RNA, 1534 nt
Organism: Pelobates fuscus (common spadefoot toad)
Lineage: Eukaryota; Metazoa; Chordata; Amphibia; Anura; Pelobatidae
Product: nuclear factor 7, brain-like
Exons: 7
Coding region: 92-1378 (428 amino acids)
Biological process (GO): protein ubiquitination
Cellular component (GO): cytoplasm
Molecular function (GO): protein binding; ubiquitin protein ligase activity
Source: RefSeq, a predicted model, not a curated record
GAUUGGCUGCUCAUUUGUCAUUCUGGAUGAAGUUGUUCUGUUUUCUAGUUUGUAACAAGGACACCUGUGAAUAAGGCAUCUACAUCCAGACAUGGCGAAAGCAGUGCCACCUGAGACCACCCUUUCAGAGGAGCUGACCUGUUCUGUGUGUUAUGAGCUGUUGACUAACCCAGUGAUGUUGGACUGUAUGCAUCACUUCUGCCGAGAAUGCAUUACAUGUUAUUGGAACGUCUCCAAUAAUGAACCCACCUGUCCUCACUGCCGGAUGAAAAUACCUGACAAAUCUGUAAAGUCCAACCAACUCCUAAACAAGGUGGUAGAUCUGGUGAAGAAAUGCAGCACGUCCGAGUACCACAACAAAAUAGAGAGUGAUCUAAAGGAACUGCUAAAGACACGGGAGCAUCAAGUGGGAACUUUAAAUGAGAAAAGAACAGACGCAGAGAAAAAAAUUCGAAGUGUGAAGAAAAGUGGGCAUGAUAUUAGGCUAAAGAUUGCUGCAGAAUUCCAGACCCUACAUGAAGUCCUACUAAAGGAAGAAAAGCAGCUGUUGUCCUCUGUAGAUGAGGAAGAGGAGAAAGCGUUGGUUCGACUGCGGGACAUUGUAAAGAAACUGGGCAAACAGAUUGCCAGUCUAGCUGGGAAUAUCUCAUUUAUCCAAAAGACACUGAAGAAAUCAGGCGAUUCUUUUGUUUUGGAGGCAGAAGCAAUGAUGCGACGGCCACCUGUAAGGUUAGAGUCUCCAGUCCUGGAUAACUGUGACCUGUUCUACAAGCACAAGGGUCCCUUUCAAUACAUGGUUUGGCGCAGGAUGUUUAAAUCCAUCCAUCCUGUUCCCGAUCCAAUGACCUAUGACACCUCUUCGGCCCACACAAGUCUUAUAUUCUCCAAUGACCUGAGAAGUGUGACAGAUGGAAACAGAUCACCUCACUCUCAUGUUGGAGACUCAUCUAAAAGAUUCCUGCAGUGUAUCAAUGUAUUGGGGUCUCAGGUAUAUCAUAGUGGUAAACAUUACUGGGAGAUCUGGGUAGGCAAAAAGACCAAAUGGGAUUUGGGAGUGGCUUCCUAUUCUGUAGAUCGCAAAGUCCGAGUCAAGCUAAGGCCAAAGAAUGGCUAUUGGACAAUCCGCAUGCUUGGCAAUAAUAAGUAUGUAGCAGCCACUGAACCUUGGACUGCACUUAAAAUAGAAACACCUCCUAAGAGGAUCGGUGUAUAUCUGGACUGUGGGGAUGAUGAACUAAUGUUUUUUGAUGCUGAAAGUAUGGUCCACCUGUUCACCUUUACAGGGAUAGAAGCAAAGGGCUUCUGCCCUUUUUUUAGCCCUGGUUUUCAUGCGGACCAAAACUCUGAGCCAUUGAAGAUAUGUCACUUGGUCCUAUAAUUCAGCAUUUCACAGCUCUGAUUCAAUAUUUUUUAUGUUCUUCUGUAGAGACAGACCUAUAAAGAACUAUCUUUAGUCCGGCAGUAAGGAAAUUACUAUUACCAAAAUGACCUCCAACACGUGUAGGGUGUUUGUCUAAAAUUAUGUGUUUUCAGC